AUAUAUUCCAACCCAGCCUUGUCUGUACUUUUUAGAAUCCCACUUUCCCCAUUCUCCUUUCCUAAACACCAUCACGUGAUGGAAGUCUCUAACGUCUUAGAGACCAUAUUUGGUAGCCAAGCUAACGGCACCACUUCCUGGCAACCGGAGCCGACAACUCGCGGAACAUUUAGCAUCCUUUCUACAUGCCUUGUGACACUGUCGUUGUGUGUCUGGACUGCAGUGCACCUAAACAUCCCGGCAUAUGGUCAAGUAGACCGACAAAAAUGGCGUAAAUUACGUUGGUUGACUUUCACAUUGUUCGCGCCAGAAUUGGUGAUAUUGACGGCAUACCAUCAGCGCAAGUCUGCGAAAAAAGCUCUCGAAAUAGGUAUAAAGACUUUCGGACAGGAGCCUCACGACUCAUUUCCACUCAAGGUCCUUCGGUAUUUUCGAAAAGUUGUUCCGCCUCCCCAAAAUGACGUUGAAGUGGAGUUAACUCAGAGCACGGAAUUUACUCGAGAUUCGGAAAUUACUAUAAGAAGCAUAAUAAAUGCACGCCACCCUUGGACAAUGGUUCACGGUCACUACGUGGCCAUGGGCGGACUCGCAGUCGAAUUUCACCUCGGUUCAGCUCAGACUCGACGUAUUGUACUCACUGUGGACGCAUUCAAAGCCGUACUCGACAAAUACCCUUCCUCUAUGCUGGAAUUAUCGGAAUCACAUAUCAAAGAUAAGAGCAAAGCAAAUACAUUGGCUAAAACUCUGGUAUGCAUACAAGCCCUUUGGUUCUGCAUCCAGUGUUUCUCUAGGAUGGGACAACGCUUAUCAAUCUCACUCCUGGAACUGAAUACUCUCGGACACGCCAUAUGUGCACUCCUUAUGUAUCUGUUAUGGUGGGACAAGCCAUUGGACGUCGGAGAACCAACUCUGCUUCAAGAACAAGGUGUCAAAGAGCUUGUCGCUCUAUUUAGCUUAAGCAAUAAAUCCAAGAAGGGCUGGGACAUUGGGCACAAGGACAGCUACACCGGAGUAGAGACAAAAUCUCCUGUCGUUUACUUCACCGAGGCUUCUGGCAAUAUCGACUCAUACAUAACACCUCCUUUCGAUUUCGAUUUUGAGGCGCCAAACGAACACAAAACAUACAAGCUUUACAUGGGUUUUAGCUUAUAUGGAUUUUGCUUUAAUCGUCCAUCUGAGUGGCCUAAAUCAUCUCCACGGGACCGCAUCUUCCUUGACAGGCCCUAUAUAACCCUGGAUACUAUGGACUUGAUUUGUUGGAAGAUGGCUGCGGAGGCGGUUCGCCGCCAUUAUCCACAAGACCCUUCCCGUCCUACAUUGCGCUCAUCAUGGAGAUUGUCCCAACAGUUCGAAAAAGUAGUGGAAUGGGUUCCAGAUUCUAUUAGUGAAACACUUGAUUCGAUUGAGUCGAGUUAUAGUCUGGCUUUCUCUGGAAUUAUUUAUGGAGGGCUUCACCUUUUGGCAUGGAAUGCACCAUUCCUAACUUUCGCGGAGAAAUUCCUCUGGCGCUUCAGUAGCCUAGCAGUGGCUUCCGCAGUGGUUUUCUUGGGCCUUUUCCACUUUGUUCGUCUUUACGCUUCUAUGAAGGUGGGGGUACCCACUAAGAAUAUGUUCAACAACUUGUUCGACAAGUCACACAAUGUAAUUUAUACCUCAGCUAACUUGUCAUUCCAUUUCCUAGCAUAUUUUUUCCCUCUAAUUUAUGUGUUUUCAAGAAUUUACCUAGUUGUUGAAUGUUUUCUUCAAUUCCGGCAUCUUCCAGAUUCUGUCUUUCUCGUACCGACUUGGUCUCAAUAUGUUCCGCACAUCUCCUAACGUACCUUUUAUCUCUCUUUCUUUGGAAACACCAGUUCAGAUCUCUCAUUCAAUCUCCACCACUACAGUUAUUAUCGAUCAAAAAGGGGAAUCUUCAGCCACUUCCAAAGCAGAACGGACGACAGGAUUUUGACAGACGGAACACCAGCUGAUUCAACAUCAGCCAGACAAGCAACGGGUACAAUAGCAUAUAUAGCAUGUGGC
Molecule: messenger RNA, 2019 nt
Organism: Aplosporella prunicola CBS 121167
Lineage: Eukaryota; Fungi; Ascomycota; Dothideomycetes; Botryosphaeriales; Aplosporellaceae
Exons: 3
Coding region: 79-1815 (578 amino acids)
Source: RefSeq, a predicted model, not a curated record